AUGUGGUCGGUCCACGAGCCGAACGGAUGUCCUCUUCAUAAAUGUGUCAGACUAGAGAACACGUAUAUGAUGUCCACCAAGUGUGAUGCACUUCAGAAAGCAUUAUGCGAGAGAGGACCGAGCAUAAUCCCUUCUGAUCUGGCAACCACGACAAAAGAUGUCAUGACCUUCAUUUCAUCUACUACUGCGCAACUGUCUACCAAUCCGACUUCAACAGAAGAAACCGCUUCAACAGAGGGUACCACUUCAACAGAGGGUUCCACUUCAACAGAGGGUACCACUUCAGCAGAAGAUACCACUUCAACAGAGGGAACCACUUCAACAGAGGGUACCACUUCAACAGAAGAUAUCACUUCAACAGAGGGUACCACUUCAACAGAAGAUACCACUUCAACAGAAGAUAUCACUUCAACAGAGGGUACCACUUCAACAGAAGAUACCACUUCAACAGAAGAUACCACUUCAACAGAAGAUACCACUUCAACAGAAGAUACCACGACUGCAAUUUCCUUUACCACUACGACGAUGUCUACUUAUCCUACUUCAACAGAAUAUACCACUACUACCAUUACAUCUACAAAUACGGCACUGUCUGCAAGUCCUACUUCAACAGAAUCAGCAGAUGUCAAAUCAACAGUUUCGUCUUCGACCUCCGACGUAGGAGUUGAUGAGUCGACCUCAAUGGCAACCACUACUGCUCUCGUUCAUGGUGUAAGUCAUAACGUAUGUGAUCAAUGGUGCUUUCAGAAAAACCAGACACGACAUCUAGACCAAAACGAACUUGAUGAGAUCAAGCGCGUACUAUCGGUUCAGUUGGCGGUAAACAAAACCAACCUGUCCACUCAUAAGCGAAAGCUUAUCAGUGUGUAUGACGCGCAGCCCAGCAGUGUAGCCAUGGGCGGUGUGGCUUGUGCCAUUUUGGCCUUAGUUGUCGGAGUGAUCGUCGUGCCCGACAUACUCACCCUUCGAAGGUUUGUGCACAAACGCAAAGAAUUGGUCGUAUAA
Molecule: messenger RNA, 1005 nt
Organism: Pecten maximus
Lineage: Eukaryota; Metazoa; Mollusca; Bivalvia; Pectinida; Pectinidae
Product: cell wall protein IFF6-like
Exons: 2
Coding region: 1-1005 (334 amino acids)
Source: RefSeq, a predicted model, not a curated record